GGAGAGGAUAUCUACGAGAUCAUGACGCCCAGCCACACCCCUAAGCCGGCCUUACCACCUCCCCCCAACUUCAAACCUGCUGUUAAACCUUUUGGACCUCGUCCCUCGCCACCCCCGGGGAAUUCUGAGCCACCAAAAAUCACACCACGGAAACCUUCAGAUCAGACGCUUGAAGAUACCCAGGACAGUGAGUACGUUGUACCAGAUAGCCCUCUUAAAAAAGCUAUUCCGUCACCCAAACAGUUUUUACAGACAUCGAUCAAACCAGUUAUACCUGCCGGCGCUAUUGGAAGCAGAAGUCAGUCUGAGUUGAUUGAAAUACAACAAGAGGUCAAAAAUGGUAAUUUUAGCAUUGAAGAGGCAGAAAUGCUGUUCAGAUCUUGGAAAGAAAGAUACGAAACUGGCAAUGCUGUCAGCUUCAAGGAAAGACAGCAAACACUGCAAGCUUUGAGAGAAAAACAUGUUAAAGCUAUGGAUGCUCUUAAAAAUGUUAAAAGUAAAAAUAAAACAAAACUCAAAAAAUGCAUAGAGCACCCAGAGGAAGAUGACAUACUGUCACCUGAAAUAUCAGAACCAUUUUCAUUGCGAAGUACAACUAUCAAAGAGGUACAUCGAGGCAGUAAUGCAAGUAGUACAAGUAGCUUGAUGAGGAUUAGUAAAGACAGUGGAAGAGAGAGUGCAGACAUCAGAGGAUCUAUAACAUCAACAUCGUCAGAUGAGUCUGAGUUGUAUGAUGAUGGGUCAAGAUUACAACAAACCAUUGAGCAACGAACUCACACAUUUCCUCGGCCAAGCCAGGAAAAAAGACAGUCAAUGAAAGAGUUGUAUAUAGAACUUCAAGACUACACUGAUGCUGCUCAGCUCCCUCCACCACCAUUACCUCCAAGAGUUGUACAAAAAACACAACCACCACCUCCUGUUCUUCCUAAACCACCAAUUGCAAAGAAAGCAUCGCAAAAGAAAUAAUAUGAAUCAAAUAUGCAAAAAGACAUACAUUGUCAAACUUUUUUCAUAUUUUUAUAAUUCCGUUAUUUAAAGCUGUAUCUGUGAUGAUGUUUACAUGCUGUUAAAGCUACUCAUGCUAGACAUCAUAUAUUCAUUCAUAGUAGAAGUUCCAAGCAGAUUUAUAGUGUAGCUAUUUGUUCUACUUACCGGAAUUCUGAAACAUUUUUGUUGUACAUAAGUCAUUUUGCCAACUUACAAACAUAUUUAUGAAGCAUUCAUUUUUAUUUUUAGUAUUGCAAAACAAAGUAAUUUAUUUUUUAUUGGUGAAACACUAUUUUUGCUUUAUGACAAAGUGGAAAAACACUAAAAAAUAUUAUUUUAAAACUUUGUAGCAAAUGAGUGCCAUGUUUAAUUUUUUUUCUUCUUUGUUUUAAUCUAUUUUUUUAACAAUAAGUUAUCACUAGAUUAACUAUGAUAUAAAUGUUGGCAAGAUUAUUGCACAUAAUAUUUAUGUCAGCACUUGUGCAAUAAAAUGUUAUAUGUGUACUAAGAAUUAUAAAAAUAUUUUUAUAAUUGAUUUGUUUAAUAAUUAGUGUUCUUUUAAAAAAGUUUGGUUGUGCUCAUGUAAUAUAAAUGAAAGAAAUACACUAUUUACUGUUUCUCUUAAUGUUUUUCUAGCAAAGCUAAGUAGGUUAUAAAGAAUUUGAAAGUGAUGAAAUAUUUAAUAAACUUGACUUUAAAAA
This is a messenger RNA of Physella acuta, 1688 nucleotides long. RefSeq names its product phosphoinositide 3-kinase adapter protein 1. The record is from RefSeq and is a predicted model, not a curated record. NCBI's taxonomy places the organism in Eukaryota, Metazoa, Mollusca, Gastropoda, Physidae.